Molecule: messenger RNA, 975 nt
Organism: Paramecium pentaurelia
Lineage: Eukaryota; Ciliophora; Oligohymenophorea; Peniculida; Parameciidae
Source: the annotation of a GenBank genome assembly
AUGAGUACUUUUGAGAAUUUGAGAUACAUUAAGAUAUAGAAAAUAGGGGAAGGAGCCUAUGGAAUCAUCUAUAAAGCUAAAGAUGUUUAGACUGAAGAAAUAGUAGCACUGAAGAAAUUUAAAUUAAGUGUAAUAAAUAUGACAUAUUUCAAGGAUAAUGAAGGUGUUCCUAGCUGUGCUCUUAGAGAAAUCUCAAUCUUAAAUUAACUCAAACAUCCUAAUAUAAUAAAGUAAUAAAACUUUGAGUUUAUUUAGGUUGAUAUCUUAAAUAAUUAUAAAUAAGAAACUUCAUUUGGUUAUGAACUAUUACGAUAUGGAUUUGUCAGAGUAUUUGAAGUUUAAACAUGAAGAAUAUCACCUCAAAGUAUAUAAACUUAAUAUUAAUUAAGAAUAUAAUUUAUAAGAUACUUUUGGCAGUGGAAUUCAUUCAUAAAAGAAAAUUUAUACAUCGAGAUUUAUAACCAAAAAAUAUUGUAGUUAAAAAUAAUGAACCAGUUAUCAUUGAUUUUGGAUUAUCUAGGGUUUUGUCUCCUAAUCUAACAGCAGGAGUAACUUAAUUAUGGUAUCGUGCUCCAGAAUUAUUACAAAAUUGUCAUUCCUAUGAUUAUGCAAUAGAUAUGUGGUCUAUUGGGUGUAUUAUUGCAGAAAUUGCACUUAAUAAACCUUUAUUUAUGGGAUCCUCUGAAAGCCAUUAAUUUUCAUUAAUUAAAAAUAUUAUAAACAGAGGUAUGAAGUUAAAAAGUAACUAUUUAGAUGAAUGGUUUAUUAACAAUUCCCAGUUUGCUAAAUUCAAUAACUUGUUUAUUGAUUUAAUUAAUGUAUUUAUUUGCCUAGAAUUACUAGAAAUUGUUAUAAAUUGAUCCUUCAAAACGGAUAACAAGUACUUAAGCCUUGUAUCAUGUAUAUGAUUAUAUUUUAUUAAUUUAGCCAUUCUUUUAGGAUUAAUAAGCAUUAAUUUAAGACAAAAAAGAAUGA